Pocillopora damicornis (cauliflower coral) is the source of this 3983-nucleotide messenger RNA. RefSeq names its product transcription factor Jun. Gene Ontology annotation, biological process: regulation of cell population proliferation; regulation of transcription by RNA polymerase II; regulation of cell cycle. Gene Ontology annotation, molecular function: DNA-binding transcription factor activity, RNA polymerase II-specific; RNA polymerase II cis-regulatory region sequence-specific DNA binding; transcription factor binding. NCBI's taxonomy places the organism in Eukaryota, Metazoa, Cnidaria, Anthozoa, Scleractinia, Pocilloporidae. The record is from RefSeq and is a predicted model, not a curated record. Gene Ontology annotation, cellular component: transcription regulator complex.
AGUUGGGAACCAGCGAGCUGUGACUAGUUUCAAACUUCUCAUAACAUUGCUUUAUGAAUUCCUGGGGAAUUGUGACGAGAAUGAAGGAACGUGAUCUUUUCAACUAAUCCUGCUGGAGAAAUAGAUACUCCCUAAUCUGGUCUACAGUGUAAAUACACCACAAAAACCGAGAGAUCAAACAGAUGGAAUAUGCCAAGAUACACGUAUCAAAAAGUGAGCUGGCAGGUCCAACAAACAAAACGCAACAUGAUAUGGGUGCGCGAAAACGUGCAGGAUGGCCUAAUUUAAGUUCACUUUCUUGAUAAGCAGUCGCGGUGCCAUUUUGUGUUUUUAAAGUCAUACUCACAUUAGCGAAUCCAGGAGAAUGUUCAGGAGAUGGGUGGGGUAGGGUUCGUUACUCCCUCCUCUCCCCUCCCCUCCCCUCCACCGUUGGGUUUCAUCCGUUUGUGUUACACCAAAAUUCUCAGAAUAGUAGGAUCGCUUGUUACCAGUGCUUUAAUUUUUACAAGUUUUGCAAAAUUUAGUUGCAUAAAUAAGUAGGCUGUAGUGUUAAAAAAUUGUCGUUAUUUUCUCAUUAAAAGUUUACACCCCCCUCCCCUCAUUAGAGAUUCCUGGAUCAGCCAUUGGUUCACAAAGCGACGACUUCUCGUUCUCUCACGUGCAAGCUGAUCGCGGAUCCCCAUUGGGUGGUCAAAUCUUGUGUCGCAAGUCGUGUUUGUUGCUUAGAAACAGGCCAGACGCGAUAACUCCCAAGAUCCCAAAAGCAAUUCUCUCUCCUAGCUGCCAUACUUAGCCCUGUAAAUAAGUUAGGAGAAUUUCGUAAUAUAUCUUGAAAACACAACUCUAGCUGUUGAUUUUGUUUAUCCUCAACAUAUCACCUCUGGAAAGUAUAAGGAACUUGUGAAGAGUAACGUCAUAUUUUGAUUAUUUUUUUAAGAUGGAAAUGUCAAAUUCGUUUUCGCGCAGCGAGUACUUGUCCAACAAUCGAACAAGCUAAAAGUGGCUUUGAGACUUUGAAUGAUUUUUACGUUACAACCGUGAGAAGUCUUAAAGUUAGUAUGAAGUGUGUGGCCGAUGUAAAAUACAAAAUUGCGUUUCAGGAACUGUUCCAAAUAUUGAACACUUGAAAAUUCUAAGCAACUUUAAUCAUCAAGGGUAUCUAAAAAUUGACUCUCAAUAAACGACAAUAAUUAGGUAAAACAUGGAAUAAAUAAAAUGACAUUUUUAUGUUAGAUAUGUUACUAAUACUUGAAGGAAUUUUUAUCGUUUUUUUUUUUUUACUGUAUUUUUUCAAUGUCUUGGGCUUUUUAUCUGAAACGAUGCGAGCCGUUAUGAAUUGAAUUCCCGUCCCCAAAUUCAUAACAUUUCAAAUACCUGAUCAAAAAAUUUGAACCUAAAUCAAACCCAUUAUCCAAAGCAAAUCUUUAUUUUCCAUUGACGCAAAUUUUCAAAUUAAUUUUACCGUAAACAGCUGGUUUUAGUUUGUUUACCUCUGUAAAGUUGAUUUUAUAAUACACUGGAGCGAAACUAGCAAUAGAAAUUGUUAUUUCCCGGGCUAAUACCCACAUCGCUUUAAAUCCUAGGUUUGGAUGAGUUUUCAACGGGUGGCAUGCAGGUGGCAAAUUGAGAACAAUCUGUAUGUUAGUUUGUGGUCAUUGACUAAGGAUCGUGAUCACAAAAUUGCGUUACCCUUCUCCAAAGUGAAAUAAAACCCUUAAAAAAAAAAAGGACAUCAAGGAAAGAUUAUAGUGUAGCGGGGUUGCAAAAUGGUGUAGCUUUGGAAGAGAAUAGUGAUCUCCAUGAAAAAUCAAGUAGAAAUCUUUAGUUUGACACUUUCUGGCCAUCGUUGAGAACCGAGUGUUUCUUGGCGCGAAAAUUUCGUCAGCCAAUAAGCGGCUUGCUAAAUGACGUAAUGUUUUGGUCGGUAGAGUGAUUUCAUUCCAAAAAAAUGACAGGAUGGGGACCAUAGCGGCUUCAGUGGAACGAGUUACGUUUAUUUCGGAUUAACUAAGGCAUAAAGACACGGCCAAAGAAUUUCCAGAAUGGGUGAACACGUUGUAGGAAGCUGUGAAAACAUGGAUGUGCUGUUUUACGAGCAGAGCGCAUUACCAGUGAACAGUUUUUCGCGUUAUGACAAGAACGCGCUGCGGUUGAAUCUCGAAGGUCAUCAUCCGUCAGUCGUACAGGAAUACAGAGGGAACGGAAAGUUAGGAAUUUACGAGAAUUCGCCUGAAUUAUCUUUGUUCAAAAUGGUUUCUCCUGAGCUGGAAAAGUUUAUUGCAAGCAAUACGGGGCUAACACCUAAAGGAAACCCUGGAGGAAUUAAUUCACCAGAAUUUACUUUAUUUAAUCUGAUUUCACCAGAGUUUGAAAAAAUUCUCGCCAGUGUUCAGAAUCAGAAAUCGCCAACGCAUGUUAAAGGUGUGCGAGAAGGGAACCACAGCGUUAAGCAACAGCACGAAGCUUAUGUCCAAGGAUUUGCCGAGGCUCUACAACAAAUCCAUGAUCGACAGCAACAACCGGUCGAACAUCUCAACAAGCAAAAUACAAUACCCGUUAGUUCAGGUACCAAUAACACUUGGGCAGAACCUGAAAACACAGUUAACAACUUCCACACGCAAAUAGCCGUUAAUGAGACAUCGUAUGAUAUCAGAAAUCCCCCUUACGCCGGGGUGACAACUUAUGAACAUCAUGAACUAAACCCGACGGCUUUUACGGCCCCGGUUGUGGCAGAAACAGAAAAUUUUGAAUACGCUGAGGACUCUUUGAAACCGCAACCAGGGAAUGUACUUCCUCUACCGCCCAUAGAUUUAGAACUUCAAGAAAUUGUAAAACGCGAACGAAAGAAACAGAAAAAUAGAGUGGCAGCGUCAAAAUGUAGAAAAAAGAAACUUGAAAGAGAAGCACAGCUUGAAGUUAGAGUACAGCAAUUGAAAGAUAAAAAUAUUGAACUUAACGCCGUGGCGAACGCGUUACGCCAGCAAGUAAGUGAACUGAAGCAACGAGUUUUAGAACAUGUAGCGUUCGGAUGUCAGCUUCCUUCCAUAGCGUCAGCUUCUUUCUAGAAUUCACAUUUCAAAUAAUUCUACUUGUCUUUAAUUGAUAAUACAGUUUCCUUCCUUUUAGAUUUCUUCUAAAAAGUUUGGUUCGCUCUUACAGAGCGGUUAAAUAUCGCGUUUGAAAAUUCCAGGAAUGUGUCCAAUUUUGUGUUUGUUAUCACCCGUUUAACAUCCCGGCUGCAGGUGGCGGGAGUGUUUUCUGAAGAGAGAAAGUUAACAAACGAUUAGCAAUAAUAAAAGUACUGUUUUUUUCCACUCCCAUGCUAAGUUAUAUGCAAGAUUUAGAACAUUUGUGUGGGACAAAGCGCGUUAGAUUAAAUAUGAACUGGUAGCGGUUGAAGACAAUUGUUCUUCGAAAGGUAAUUUAGGUAAUUUAGUUGAAGAAAGGCGAGUCGUGCCCUUGACUUCCUUGGAACAGGUAGUUGUCAUGGUCUAAGGCGAUGGGAGAGUAAAAAAACAGAAAUUUCACGCAUUUUGAGAGCAAUUCCCUAAAACUCUCAAGUGUUUUUUCUUCUUCUUCUUUACAAAAACAAAACUAGUUAAAAAGAAUCGUUGAAAUUUACUACAAAUAUUCACCAAUGUUUAUAAAACGCAAGGAAAUGUACAUAAUUGAAUUUGGCACGACCGCUAGCUCUGUUAAUAUAACUUUAGCAUUCCUUGAAAAAAAUAGCAUAGUAAUUUAAUUCAAGAAAUUAGACGACAAUAGACCGCACUUUCUAUCGGUGGACUUGGGUAAUUAACCACGCAAGAAGCCGGGAGAACACGAGAAAUGAUUGUAAAUCACCUUCGGAAGGCGAGUGAUUUACAAGUUUUUCCGAUGUUCUCUCAAUAUUGCGCUAUUUAACCGAUCAAAACCGCGGUCUAAUGCCUUUAAUAAAAUAACUAUGGAUUUACUGCUGCAAUAAAAUAUGUUUUUUUAACCGA